AUGCUUUUCUGGCACAGCCAACCUGAUCAUUACUGGCCCAGCCCGGGAGAACUGUAUCCUUGCUCUGGCAGCAGUCUGAUAAGGGAGCCCCUGGCAUUGCCAUUCCUGAAACAGGAGGAGCCAAACAGCAUUUCAACCUCUGCUGAACAGCACUGUCCAUCGUUCCAGUAUGCGUUGUGUGCUGUUACCUCUCCAGCAGUCAAACAGCAUGAGGAGACCCUUACCUAUCUUAACCAAGGGCAGUCAUAUGAAAUCCGGAUGCUGUGCAAUCCCAAGAUGGGAGAGUUUGCCGAGGGGCGCAAGCUACUGAAGAGUGUGGUCAGGGUGGUGUUUCAUGACCGAAGGCUGCAGUAUACAGAACACCAACAACUGGAAGGAUGGAGGUGGAGCCGGCCAGGUGACCGCAUCCUGGAUAUUGAUAUCCCCAUGUCUGUAGGCAUCCUUGAGCCUCACAUCCACCCUACUUUGCUUAAUACUGUGGAAUUCCUGUGGGACCCCACUAAGCGAACGUCUGUUUUUGUUCAGGUCCAUUGCAUCAGCACGGAAUUCACGCUACGUAAGAAUGGAGGGGAGAAAGGUGUUCCCUUCCGCAUCCAGGUGGACACCUUCAGGUCCAACGAGAAGGAUGAACAUGUGGAGCACUUGCACUCAGCCAGCUGCCUCAUCAAAGUCUUCAAGCCAAAAGGAGCAGAUCGGAAACAAAAGACAGACAGGGAAAAGAUUGAAAAGCAGUCCCUUCAGGAACGCGAGAAGUAUCAGCCUUCGUACGAAAGCACAAUGCUGACAGAGUGCGCCCCGUGGCCCGAAGCUUCCAGCAGCCUCCACAGCCCUCCAGCCACUCCCAGCCUUGUUUCUCCACACUCCUUCAAGCUUCAAACUCCCGAAAGGGUCUGCGCCUCACCGAGCUACGCCUUGGACAGCUCCUCAGAGAACAUGGCAGAGGCUCUGAACCCAAGUGCCUCCAUCUUGGAAACUCAACAGUGGUUACACAAAAACAGAUUUUCCAAUUAUUCCCGGGUUUUUGCCAGCUAUACAGGAAGUGAUUUGCUCAAGCUUUCACGCACCGAUCUUGUACAGAUUUGUGGAACGGCGGAUGGGAUCCGACUUUCAAAUGCUUUGAAAGCCAGGUGUGUGCGCCCUCGGCUCAUCCUUUAUGUCUCAAGGGAGCUGGAAACAAACGGGAACAAUGGUCCACACAAUCCAACAUCUACAAUAUAUCAGGAGUUGUAUCUGGAAGAACUGACCGCCACUGAACUUACCAAUAAGCUAGCAGAACUGCUCAGUCUCCCAGCCAAUCAGAUCCAGCAGGUUUCCAGACAGGGACCUACAGGAAUCCACAUCCUUGUCAGUGACCAGAUGGUCAGAAAUUUUCCAGAUGAAUCAUGCUUUGUAGCAGCUGUAACAAAAGUGCAGAACACGGAAGGCUAUCGCUUAGUUCUAAAAUAA
Messenger RNA from Varanus komodoensis (Komodo dragon), 1446 nucleotides. RefSeq names its product transcription factor CP2-like protein 1. Bases 1 to 1446 code for a protein of 481 amino acids. Gene Ontology annotation, molecular function: RNA polymerase II cis-regulatory region sequence-specific DNA binding; DNA-binding transcription activator activity, RNA polymerase II-specific. Gene Ontology annotation, cellular component: nucleus. The transcript is spliced from 15 exons. Gene Ontology annotation, biological process: regulation of transcription by RNA polymerase II. The record is from RefSeq and is a predicted model, not a curated record. NCBI's taxonomy places the organism in Eukaryota, Metazoa, Chordata, Lepidosauria, Squamata, Varanidae.